Molecule: messenger RNA, 1259 nt
Organism: Ectocarpus siliculosus
Lineage: Eukaryota; Phaeophyceae; Ectocarpales; Ectocarpaceae
Source: the annotation of a GenBank genome assembly
UUGGAUAUCCGCUACUUCUCGUGGCCCUACUUCUUCGCCCUGCUCAUCCUGUCGGCUGGGGUAAUAGCCCCGUUGGUUGUGAUGAAGUCGAGACCCACGGCGUUGUUCCGCACUGGAAGCGGUCGCAUUCCGGAGUGAUUGGUUUCGGCAUCAUGGAUAAGAGGGCAUUGCGUAGCGCCCCGGGAGCUUCCUGCGGUGCGCGUAAGUAGUGGCUUGACAUAGCGCCAAAGCGGGGGGAAGCAGACAAGCUUGCUGGGACAUGUCCGAAUCGAAUGAGCCUGGUGUUGCUGGUUGGUCUGGUGGCAUGACGUGUUGCUGUUGGGCCUCGCUGCAGGCAGUGCGUGAUUGCGCCGCUUAUUGCUUGGAGAGAUUGUAUGCAUUGUUGGUGCGAGAGAUACUAGAGAUGACUGAGGUGUGUUGCCGAGGAGUCUUUUCCGUUUCUCGCAGCGCGCGAAAGCGUGCCUGUAUAGCAGACUUUAGCGUUGGACGUUUGGGUUGCGCGGAUAAAUGUUUCAUAGAUCGUGGUGUACUAUGUACUGUACUGUACUCGCGUGUUGCUGUCUAUUACUGUAGUCGUUUUUGUUUUGGAUGUGGGAGAUGUUCUGGCAAGCGAUCGAGUAGGAGCGAGAGGGAUGCGGGUCUGCAGCAGACGGAACAAGAAGGACAACUGCGUGUUGGAGGCUCGCCGGCGGCCACGAGAGGUUACAUUAUCGCUGAGUGACGAGGAUUUACAUGACGUCAUCUGGGGCGUGAAGGGGGCGGGGGGGGAGGGUCUACAUAUGUAGCCGUCAUGUGUAUGCAUCGCGUGAAUAUGGAGGCGGCAAGGCGGGUAACGGGGCGUGAGAGAUGCAGGGUUCCUAUGUCGGGAGCAACGAAACAGCGGAAAGAGAGGUGAGAGCGACCGUAAUGUUCCCCGCCGAGGGGAUGUUUGUGUCGUGGUCGACACAAUGCAUCACCACAUCACUCUUGUCACCGUGGGAACGAACACUAGAUUGCUGUUGCUGUUCCCCGCUUUUGUAGUCGAGUCUUUCGUCGGCUCUCUUCGAUCGCGUGCCGGACACACGGCGUUGAGCGGUAAACUUUGCUCCGUCUUUUCGUUGGCUUCUACUGCUGUGCUCUCCGGCCCAGCGUUGACUGACGUUUUUUAUGAAACCGGUUUUACUCUUUUUAGAAACUCUUGCUAACGUUGCCGAGACUCUUGCGGAGGCUCGAUGCGUGUGCGGCGUUCGUCACGCGGAUCCUGCAUUGAGUGAGACAAA